Messenger RNA from Solea solea (common sole), 3141 nucleotides. RefSeq names its product solute carrier family 2, facilitated glucose transporter member 11-like. Gene Ontology annotation, molecular function: hexose transmembrane transporter activity. The transcript is spliced from 12 exons. NCBI's taxonomy places the organism in Eukaryota, Metazoa, Chordata, Actinopteri, Pleuronectiformes, Soleidae. Gene Ontology annotation, biological process: monosaccharide transmembrane transport. The record is from RefSeq and is a predicted model, not a curated record. Bases 644 to 2110 code for a protein of 488 amino acids. Gene Ontology annotation, cellular component: membrane.
GCGCCCCCCAGGGAUGUGUGCUCUCCCCACUGCUCUUCUCCCUUUACACUAACGACUGCACCUCGAGUGACCCAUCUGUCAAACUCCUGAAGUUUGCAGACGACACAACAGUCAUCGGCCUCAUCCGAGACGGUGACGAGUCUGCAUACAGACGGGAGGGGGAACAACUGGUCCUCUGGUGUGGUCAGAACAACCUGGAGCUGAACACACUCAAAACUGUGGAGAUGACAGUUGACUUCAGGAGUAACUCCCCUGCUCUGCCCCCCCUCACCAUCCUCAAUAACACUGUGUCUGCUGUGGAAACCUUCAGGUUUCUAGGAUCCACCAUCUCCCAUGACCUAAAGUGGGCAUCAAACAUUGACUCCAUAGUCAAAAAGGCCCAGCAGAGGCUGUACUUCCUGCGACAGCUCAGGAAGUACAACCUGCCCCAGGAGCUUCUGAUCCAGUUCUACACAGCAAUUGUCAAGUCUGUUCUCUGCACCUCCAUCAUCGUUUGGUUUGGAUCAGCCACCAAACAGGACAGAAACAGACUGAAUCGCACCAUCAGGACUGCAGAGAGAAUCAUUGGUGUUAAACUGCCCACCAUCCAGGACUUGAACACAUCCAGAGUCAAGAAACGGGCAGCUGCAAUAUUGGAGGCUGUAUGUGCUGUCGCUGGUGCUGGGAAUCGGUGGAUCGUUUCAGUAUGGGAUUCAAGUGUCUGUCAUUGCUUCUCCGGAAGAGUGAUCAUUAUGCCUUAUCUCAGCAUGUUCACAGUUUUGUGAACUACACAUGGAUGUUGAGGUACCAAGUUCCCGUGGAGGAAUCAGCCAAUAAGCUCAUCUGGACCUUCAUCGUGGCCGUGUUAAGUCUUGGAGCCUGGACCGGAGCCAUUCACAGCGGCAGCCUUCCUGUCACUUACGGCCGGAAAAAAGCUCUGAUGUUCAACAAUGUCGUGGCGAUGGUCGCAGCUGUGCUCAUGCUCUUCAGCCGCACGGCCAAAUCCUUCGAGAUGAUCUUGCUGGGCAGAUUUCUCUAUGGAUAUAAUGUUGGUCUUGGCCUGAGUGUUCACCUCAUGUAUCUCGGGGAGAGUUCGCCAAAGAAGCUGAGAGGUUUCCUGACUCUCACCGGCUCCAUCUUCAUCGGUUUUGGCAAAGUUAUGGGUCAAAUAAUUGGCAUCAAGGAGAUGAUGGGAACAGAAGACAUGUGGCCUUAUCUCUUGGCUGUUAGUGGCAUUCCUGCCAUCCUGCAGUUUGUGAUGCUGCCGUUCUUCCCCGAGGCUCCGCGAUACCUUUACAUUGACAAAGGAGACACUGAAGGAUGCAGAAGAGCUUUAGAGUGGCUAUGGCAGGAGGACGACCUGAAGCUGGAGCUGGACGACAUGCAGAAAGAGAGCGAGAGCUCACGGGGGGAGAAGGCCAAGACUGUGAAGGACGUGUUGAGCUCUCGCUGUGUGAGGUGGCAGCUGCUGACUCUCACCGUCCCCUGUGCUGGGAUUCAGUUCUGCGGCAUCAAUGCACUCUACUUCUACGCCUUUGACAUCUUCCGUGAGUCAGGAGUGCCCAAGGACCAGGGACAUUACCUGGCCAUAGGUCUUGGAGCGACGGAGCUCAUUGCCGUCACUCUGUGUUCUUUCCUCAUAGAUCGUGCUGGAAGAAAGAAGUUAAUGGGUUAUGGAUAUUUACUGAUGGGCAUCACGAUGUCUCUGCUGACUGUGAUGCUCUCCAUCAAGGACCUGAGCCCGUGGAUCCCGUACGUGAACAUCGCCCUCAUCUUCUGUGUCAUCCUCAUUUAUGGACUCGGACCCUCUGGAGUGUCUAUGGCUCUUCCUGCUGAUCUCUUCCUACAAGCCUGGCGUCCCUCUGCUUAUGUGAUCAGUGGAACAGUCAACUGGCUCAGCAUGUUUGUCGUGGGAAUGUUAUUCGGCUACAUAGUGGAUGGACUCGGCCAGUUCUGCUUUCUGAUUUUCGUGGCUUACUCCAUUUUCAGCGCAGGAUUCAUGAUUUAUUUUGUCCCAGAGACGAAAGGAAAGACAAUGGUUGAGAUUAUGGAAGAGUUUAACAAACUGAAUUACAAGAACAGUUUAAGUGACGUCGAAACAGAUGACAUUUCUCUUGCCACUAAACUUUGAUUUGCUCAUCUUUAUAAUAAUUUCUGUUGUUUCUCCAGCUUACUGACAUGUAAUCGAAAUAUCCACUGACACAGCAACGUUAAACCUUUAGUGAAUGCAAGUACGAGCAGUAUUAUAUGCUUAUGAGGUUUGUUAACAAAAAAGAUGAUACACAGUGCUAAACAAAUGUUUAGAAAACUUUUUUAAAACUAAAAAUAUAUUUAUUGGGCAAAUAACAAACUGAAUUUACCUUUUUUAUACCCAAAUUUAAGUCACCUCACGGGGCUUCUUCUCUGAAAAGUCAGACAUUAAUCGAACAUAACUUUAAACCCACUCAAACUACAUUUUCUGUUCAGGAAUGCAAGUAAAUAACUAUAACUUGACAUCUUAAUCAAUAAGAAAUAAUAACGUGCUUUACUAUUUGUUUCAGUUUAUUUGUAAAACAGUAACAAUGAUAAUUUUUGAUUUUGAUAAUUACCAAUGCUUUCAAUUUAGGGCAGCUGUGGCUCUGGGUGGUGGUUUAUUAAACAUUUGUUAAGCACUGUAGAUAUGAGAAAAAUGUGGGCUUAUAUGAAUACCAAAACACACACACAUACAAACCUGACACAUAUUAUAAAUCAUAUACAUCAAAAUGGUUUCUGUAGUGGUAUAAUUCUGUAAACACUGGAUAAAAGCAUUAACUGCAAAAUAAGAAAUAAGUGUGUAUCCAGUAUGUGACACACAUGUGCUUGAACUCUCAUCUCAAUUAACCCACAUACUCACUGGCCACUUUAUUAGGUACACAGGACACCCAGGGGACAUCAACGAGGCAUUUUCACUUCCUACUCACUGGAUAUUUUUCUUUCCCUGACUAUUCUCUGUAAAUUCUAGAAAUCUAGACGAGUCUGAACUGUCACCAUCUAAUUACACUUCUUCCGGUCAUAUUGAUCACGUCUACAUGUCUUAAUGCAUUGUGUUGUUGUUGCCAUGCGAUUGGCUGAUUAGAUAUUUGUGGUAACAGUUGAACAGGUGUACCUAAUAAAGUGGCCAGUAAGUGCAGUCCAGACUGCUAA